Triticum aestivum (bread wheat) is the source of this 3215-nucleotide messenger RNA. RefSeq names its product receptor like protein kinase S.2. Gene Ontology annotation, molecular function: protein kinase activity; ATP binding. NCBI's taxonomy places the organism in Eukaryota, Viridiplantae, Streptophyta, Magnoliopsida, Poales, Poaceae. The record is from RefSeq and is a predicted model, not a curated record. Gene Ontology annotation, biological process: protein phosphorylation. The transcript is spliced from 13 exons. Bases 400 to 3111 code for a protein of 903 amino acids.
UUAACUAAUUUGAUUCUUCAUAUUAAGAAAUUCAUACAACAAGACGGAGCCGGCGGUCUCCUCCUCCGGCGCGCGUCUUUCAAAAUGGAAGCUGCCUCUUUCACCCGUCCCCGGUUUUCUUAAUCAAAUGGUGCAGCCAGCUAGCAAAAGCAUAUGCUCGGCCCAUCCAGAUCUGGAUCUACCUAUUUCCCUUUGGUCAAUGCUUUUGCUUGCUCAGCGCCACUGAUCGAUUCAUGAUCUAGAAGACGAGAAGCAAGCCCAGUCUUGCAGAGACUCCGUUCACCUCUUCCAUCUCCAGCAACAAAUGAAGGAGAGGCUAGCAACCAUAUUCAUAUUCGUAUCCAUAUCUCUAUCGGGGCUAUCGCUUUGCUAGAAAGCUUCUUGCGCGUGUACCCGGAAAUGGAUGGAUACGAGUUCCAGAGGGUGGAGCUAGAUGCACUGGAACGCGUCGUACGCGAUGAAAGUGCGGAGCCAAUGAGAUUGACGUUGCCGCUUCUCAGGCACAUAACCAAAGAUUUCUCCGCUGAAUUUGAAAUUGGCAAAGAUGAUUCUGCAGUGGUUUACCUGGGGGUGCUUCCAAGUGGGUUCUGUAUUGCUGUCAAAAAGUUUCACUUUCGUGAUUGCUUGGAUAAUGAAGAUGCAUUUGGAAAUGAAGUUAAUAGGGCAAUGAAGGGUGAUCACAGGAACAAAGUGCGACUCAUAGGUUAUUGUGGUCACAUGCAACAGCAGAUUUUCCAAUACGAAGGAAAACAAGUUUUUGCAGAGGUCAUAGAAAGGUUGAUCUGUACGGAGUAUGUGCCUAACGGAACCCUUUCUGGACAUAUUGAAGGUAAAAUUUAUACAGAAAUGGAUGGAUACGAGUUCCAGAGGGCGGAGCUAGAUGCACUAGAACACGUUGUACGCGAUGAAAGUGCAGGGCCAAUGAGUAUGAUGUUGCCGCUUCUCAGGCACAUAACAAAUGAUUUCUCCUGUGAAUCUGAAAUUGGCCGAGGUGGAUUUGCAGCGGUUUACCUGGGGGUGCUUUCAAGUGGGUUACGUAUUGCUGUCAAGAGGAUUUCCAAUAGCCAUACAGCUAAGGAGCGUUCAUUUCAACGUGAAAUUGAGACCACGAUGAAGGCUGCUCACAAAAACACAGUGCGACUCAUCGGGUACUGUUGUGACACACAGCAAAUAUAUUUCAAAAACGGCGAAGAAUAUAUUUUCGCAGAGAUUAGAGAAAGGUUGAUCUGUGUAGAGUAUGGACCUAAUGGAACCCUCGAAGCGCAUAUCUCUGAUGAGUUUCAUGGAGGACUUGACUGGAACCAGCGUUAUCAAAUUCUGAAAGGAAUUUGUCGGGGCCUGUUUCAUCUCCAUCACAAAGUGCAUAUCUUUCACGGAGAUAUCAAACCAGACAAUAUAUUAAUAGGGGAUAACCUCGUGCCCAAAAUUUAUGACUUCGGUUUGUCACGGUUCUUUGAUGAAGGAGAACCUUCAGGUUAUGAUGAAGAUGCCCACGGAACUCUAGGAUAUAUGCCACUGGAGAUGCUUCGGGAAGGUCUUUGGUCAACUAAGUCUGACAUAUACGCCUUGGGUGUUGUGAUCACGGAGUUGUUGACUAGGGAGAGAGGGUCGCACUGGGGUCAGGUACUGAAACAGUUGAGGAAAAGGCUGGUAAAAGAAGGAGCGUUUCUAUCAUGGGAAAACAGAUACCAUCAAGUUAGAACAUGUCUGGAGAUUGCACAUACCUGUAUGGAAAUGAAUCGAGAUAAAAGGCCUACUGCAUUGGAGAUUAUCCAAAGGCUUGAUGAAACCGAAAGUGUGAACUAUUCUGCACUACCACUUUGGCAGUCAGGAAAUGAGGAAUCCGAUUCAUCGGACACAGAAGCUUUGGAUACAGAGACAACAACCGAGUUUUUUCCAAGUGACGAGGAACCCGCCUCAGCAGACACGACUGGAGAAACAAGCACACAGGAAGCAGAGCUGGUAAUUGAGUUGCCGGUGUCAGUGGACCUGUCCGACCUAAAAGUCCUAGAGAAAAUAACAGAUGGUUUUUCACACGAAAGAAUAGUUGGGAAGGACGGUAUGUUCAAAGGUUCUCAUAAGGCAAUUGUUUACAAGGGUGAUAUUCCGCCUAGAGAGAUGAUUGCUGUGAAGAGGUUAAUUGGAGUGGUGAUUCCAGUUGAAAAGUUUAAGAGGGAAGCAGAACAGUUCAUUAGUUUGGAUCACAAGAAUAUAGUAAAGGUUACCAGCUACUGCCACGACCAAUCUAGAGGACAUAGACUGGUACAGUUCAAAGGAAUACCGCUACCACAACUCAUUAAGGGUCCCGAACAACUGCUCUGCUGUGAAUAUAUGCGCAAGGGAAGCCUUCGCGACUAUCUUGUUGGUCGAGGAUCUCGUGAAAUUGAUUGGGAAAUGCGAUACAAAUUGAUCAAAGGGACCUGCGCAGGCUUACAUUACCUCCAUAAGGGCCGUGCAGACUGUCCAAUUGUUCAUUUGAAUUUAAGCCCGUCAAAUGUAUUGCUGGACGAGAACUACAUACCACGCAUCACUGGGUUCGAUUUUUCAAAGCUCAUUGGUGAAAAGAACACCAAAUCCGUGGUACUUAAGCUGAAUGGACCCAUAGCUUACCUGCCACCGGAUUUCCUGCACUCCAAGGGUCCUGACCUCAAAUAUCUAGCUACGGUAGACAUAUACAGCUUGGGUCUUAUCAUUCUAGAGAUCGUAACACAGCAAGAGAUCAAAGGCAACCAUGGAGUGCUUAUUAAGAGCAUAGAGGAAAACUGGAGGGAAGAGUCACAAAUAACACGGUUGUAUACCUCACUAGAAGCUGACAAGCUGUGGCAAGUAAAAAUGUGCAUUGAUAUUGGCCUACACUGCGUCCAGUCAAAGCCUGAAAAGAGACCCACACCUGGGGCCAUCAUGCUCUGGCUUGACAAAGGGAGCAAACCGGUCCCAGUCCCAAGAGCAGAUGCAGGAGGAGUGUCAAGACCUCCAGUCCCAGUUCCAAGGGCAGUUGCAGGAGGAGUGCCAAGACCUCCAGUCCCCACUAAUAUCACCCAUGCAGGUGAUCACAUCCAAGGAAACGAGAAGCCCACCGGAUUCAUGAAACGAUUGUUCAGAAGAAAGUAACCACCUGAGGGAGUAGGAGAAUUCUUGGAAGCGGAUAGGAUUCAAGAAACGAUUCAUUCCUGGUGAAAAUUAUAGAUGGUUCAACAAAGCUCGUGGUUAACCUA